Didymella exigua CBS 183.55 is the source of this 369-nucleotide messenger RNA. RefSeq lists its product as uncharacterized. Gene Ontology annotation, biological process: regulation of transcription by RNA polymerase II. NCBI's taxonomy places the organism in Eukaryota, Fungi, Ascomycota, Dothideomycetes, Pleosporales, Didymellaceae. The transcript has a single exon. Gene Ontology annotation, molecular function: RNA polymerase II cis-regulatory region sequence-specific DNA binding; DNA-binding transcription factor activity, RNA polymerase II-specific; protein dimerization activity. The coding region runs from base 1 to 369 and encodes 122 amino acids. The record is from RefSeq and is a predicted model, not a curated record.
AUGGGCUCACAGAGUCCCACCAACACGAACGACCGCCCACGCCUGAGCGAGGCCCAGAAGAAGGAGAACCACAUCCGCUCCGAGCAGAAGCGCCGCGAAGCCAUCCGCGAAGGGUUCGACCGUCUGGCCGCCAUGGUGCCCGGCAUGGAGGGACAGGGCCGCAGUGAAGCAGUGGUGCUGGAGGCCACCAUCAAGUACAUGCGCGAGAAGAUUGUAGAGCGCCAGAAGAUCAUGGCAGAUGCCCAGGCCCAAGGCAUCGACGCAUCAGCAUGGGAGCUGCCGAAGGAGACACUGGACGCUUGCGACGCGCAGCUGCAAAGGACGAGGGAUGAAGAGGCACAACUGAAUGGCAUGAACGGCAAGAGCUAG